GUCCGAGGAGCCGGGGCUGAUCUCUGCCAGGCAGCUGCAGAAGGAGCACCCGCCACACCACAGACAUCUCCACAUCUGCAGACACCUCCACAUCUGCAGAGGAGAUCUCCACAUCUGCAGGAAUAGCACCCUCCACCUCUCAGAGCCUCUCCUGUUGAUGAUGAGAAACUUUUUUACAUGCAUGUGUUAAUAGCAAAAUGGCUUUUCCAGGUUCAACAGCAUUUAGCGAAGAACAUCGACGCAGCCUCUCACAACAUAUGUUUCCAAGUUAUGCCUGUGCCUUUUUGGAUGAUGACUCUGCCGAUGAGUAUUGCCCCACAGAUCCUCUGACAGGCUCCCUUUCCACAUGUCGUCGCAGCCCUCGACUGCUUUCUAAUGGCUAUUACAUUUUGACAAAAGACAGUUUUCUGUCCGAUGAAGAGGGCAAUAUAACACUGACACCAUCCCAGACGAGUGUUACAUAUAAAGAGAAUUUAGUUCGCGUAUUCAGGCGAAGGAAAAAAAUCCGUCGCUCUCUUACCAGCUUGUUCAACCUCGGUGCCUCCAGUUCAUGGCUCAGCAGCACUGUCCUCGGCAGUACGGAUUCCUCCCAUUCAGAUGAUCCUUGGCCUGAUGGAUGUAGCAAACUAGAAGCCAAUCAGAGUGAUAUUGGUGAUUCAGACUUUUCUUCUGAAUAUAGUUGCUGUGUGCCACAAAGGCAAACUCCAGCACCUAAUGGAGCAUCUCUUACCAAAGAUUACGAGUUUCUUCAGCCUGAGAAACCAUCUUGUGCUUCAUUAUCUUCUUCUCCAUUUAUGAUAAAUGCAAAUGAAGAGACUUUGAGGAAUGCAGAAUCCAGCACAGUGAGAAAUGUCCUUUCUCAAGUGGUUGCACUGAUCAUGUGUUUAAUCAUUACAAUAUGUACAAGAUAUUUUCUGGGAGGAUUGUCUGCCACUUUGUUGCUGAUAAUUUUAGUUUUUCUUUUUCCCCAAGACGCUGCUGUGUCAUCUUUCUUCAGUCUUGACACAUCUUUCACAACAACAAAGUUUUGGAAAUAACUGUAAAGAAACAAUAAUUGCUCUUCAGCAUCAGACUACCGGAUACCUUCUCCUGGCCAACAAUACCCAUGUUAUUAUGGAAAAAAAAAGAAAAAGAAUAAUAUUUUGUAUUCUUCUUUCAAAAUACAAUUAAUUUUAGCUUUAUUUUUAUUCUGGUCAAACUGUGGGUGAGGCCAUACUACUGGUGCCCAUCUGAAGGCAGUCAUGCAAAAAAACUCUGUACGUCUUGUCUCCUGUGUCAAUGAAGUGCUACAAGCACAAGGUCCUACGAGCAUUUUGAUAUCAAACUGGUGGUAAAUAGUGAGUUGCAACUCCCAUUCAAUCUACAGUAAACAGCUGAUAUCUUCCAAUAUUUAUAUGUUAAGUUCCUGUAACAACAUGCUGUCAAAGAUAAUGGCUUUGGAUAGUGGCUGAGUACAUGUGGUAAUAUAUUUCAGAGGCUUUAGUGUGUCAUGUGUGUGCACUGGCUUUUGGCCUUUCUGCUGCACAUAAUGAAAAGAGGAAAAAAUAAAGGAAUAAAUAAAUAUUAUUGGAAGGAAAGGAGUCUUCAGAAAACCAGGAAUCAGGAUGUGGACAAGCAAUGAUGAAUCUGAAUUACCUGUAUUCACAUACCGAAGUACAAGACCUGCAGGUAUUAACUUUACUUUGGAAACCCUGAGCCCCGCUUCUCAGCUUGGAUGCUUAUUAUGACAGACACUGAAUUACACGAAUCUGGUGCAUAACCAAAAACUGCUAUCUUGUGACUCUAAGCUAAAAAUCUGCUUCUUAAAAUAGUUUUGGUGGAAUAAAGAAUUGAUGAAACUAAACCACCAGUGCCUGUCCAUGUCUAAGCCAAAUUCAAGCAGGUUAUACCUGUAUUUCUAGCAUCAAAAACGCAAAAAAUAUGAUGCACUGAGGAAAACUGUACUUAAAUUUUAAAUAAAAUGUACAUUUCUCUUUCAAAGUGUAAGUAUAUGCUGAUUAUAUUUUGAAAAUAAACAUCAAUAGCUCAGCAUUAAGAGCUCAAAGAGAGAAACUUCAUCCAAAUUACCAAUUUUACAUAGCAAUUUACUUUCGCCCGGUACAUUAAAUUGACCCUGUAUGAAGACAGACCAUCUGAUGUAACAAGACCAGGUUUUAGAGUUUCAAGAAAUGGUGACAAUAGAAUGUUCUUCUUCAUAAAGCUGAUGUAUUCUGUGACUAUUAUAGUAGUUAUAAUACUCAUCCCUGUAUUUUCUUGUGGUUAACACACUUGAGUAAUUUUGUUUGGUGUUAAAGAAUUCUGUUUCUUUAUUUACUUUAACUGUGGAGAUGACUAAGAUAAAAUAUCAUGUGUAGUAUGUAUAAAUAUUUUGUUACUUACUUUAUUGCUACUUGUAACAGGUCCUUUACUAAACGCACUUUUAAAACUAAAGGAUUAUAAAAAUCCUUAGUGGUUAAAUAAUCUCCUGGAAGAAUAAUCUGGGAAAUGAGUUCCUAUACUGAGAGAAAAGUCUAAGAUUGGAAUUACCCUGCAGUCACUGAAACGAUUAUGCUGAAAACUAGAAAAACCUGAGUUUGCUGUAAACUAGUUAGUUCACCGUAAACUAGUUAAAAUAAAUAAAUAGUUAAAAAAAGCUGA
Messenger RNA from Columba livia (rock pigeon), 2637 nucleotides. RefSeq names its product transmembrane protein 71 (gene TMEM71). The transcript is spliced from 10 exons. The coding region runs from base 198 to 1037 and encodes 279 amino acids. The record is from RefSeq and is a predicted model, not a curated record. Lineage: Eukaryota; Metazoa; Chordata; Aves; Columbiformes; Columbidae.